Molecule: messenger RNA, 839 nt
Organism: Paramormyrops kingsleyae
Lineage: Eukaryota; Metazoa; Chordata; Actinopteri; Osteoglossiformes; Mormyridae
Gene: spc24
Product: SPC24 component of NDC80 kinetochore complex
Biological process (GO): chromosome segregation
Cellular component (GO): Ndc80 complex
Molecular function (GO): microtubule binding
Source: RefSeq, a predicted model, not a curated record
UAUUGUUAUUAAUAUAGGUUACAAUGAUGAAGUUUUUAAGUACUUAUUUUAGGACCCCGUGGUCCUUCGAAGGCGGGUAAACGGGACGAAUUUGAAUUUCACUACCAGAACAGGGAGCCGCCUGUUUUCUGGGAGAGGACGCUGUCAUGGUGUCGCUGGAUAAGGGACUGCAGCACUUGGAGGAGACCGGGGAGGAUCUGGUGAGCAUCGUCGAGAGCAGCAAUGCCGAGAGCAUCGCGCGGGCCGUGGUCGAGAAGCGCCAGCAACUCUUCGACCUCCUCAUCACCACCAGGAAAACCACCUCCCAGCUUUUAAAUGAUAUGAUUCGGACUGAGGAGCUGGUCGGGCAGAAUCUCCUGGACACGGAGGUUCGGAAGAGCGAGGCGGCGCGCGAGCUGGAGAGCCUGCAGCAGGAGCUGGAGCGCUGUCGGGCCCGCAAGCACACUAUGGAGGCCGAGCUGCAAUUUCUGCAGGGGGAGCUGAAGAGCUUGCAGAACUCAGAGGUGGAGAUCGAGACCCUGCAGCAGGAGGUGGAUGAAGAUACCACAGAGGUCAUACCUUCAGCCAUAUACCUGGCUCAGCUGUACCACAAGGUGACCAAGAUAAAGUGGGAGUAUGGCACUGAGCCCGGCAUUCUCAAAGGAGUGCACUAUGGCGAUGACCUCGCCACUCCCAUCAAUAUCGACACCACCAGCCAAUCAAAAGUUGCCAUCAGCAGCUACCUCUGGAGUUUUGUCAGUGCAGAGUGGUAAAGGCACAACGGCUCCUUUCACUUUGUAACUGUUUCUGUUUUGUCCUUUUCUGUUCUUUUCACCUAAAUAAACCUAUUUAUGAAUUAC